AUGAGGCGGGCCCGCGGCCGGCUCGAGAUAGACUGGGCGGACGUGUUCGGAACUCGCAUCUCCUCCCCCGACAGCGCCGGUGCCUUUUACCUCGGGGCGUCGGCCGCUGCUCGGGCGGCGAAGAAUGGAGGCGACGAGCCGCGGCGUGGGGUUUCGGUUUCGAACCGCCGCCACCUCCCCGGGAUCGAAGAUCUUCCCUCCCGCACCGACCGCGGCGCGGGCGAGCGCCGCCGCCCCGCGCCCCGGCCGUCGACCGACGCGGCCGCGAAGGGUCGCUCGUCUUGGGAGAUGAGCGCGAAGGGGAAUGGGAAGACAGCGCAGUCUGUGGGCGGGUCCCCCGCGGCCACCUCCCUCCGCGGCAGCGCGGCGAUGGCGGCCUCGUCCAUGCCGCCGCCGCCACCGUGGCAGCCCGCGCCCGCGAAGACGAACCGCGUGCGGCCUCUGCCCGCGCCGGUGCCGGCGCCCCCGAUCGUCGGGGCGGCACGACGGACCUUGAAGAGGAACGGGAGGUCGCCGCCCUAG
This is a messenger RNA of Panicum virgatum (switchgrass), 522 nucleotides long. RefSeq names its product T-box protein H15-like. Lineage: Eukaryota; Viridiplantae; Streptophyta; Magnoliopsida; Poales; Poaceae. The transcript is spliced from 3 exons. The record is from RefSeq and is a predicted model, not a curated record. Bases 1 to 522 code for a protein of 173 amino acids.